CGUAUGGUCGCAUCUUCCUUUUACCACGCCCUCUAUGUCCUUCUUCGAGUAUCAACCGCGUCUGAAAGGGCGCAAUUGCCUGUUGCUACAACGAUCAGGACUGGACUCCAGCUGCCAGACACAGGCUCCUCUUCACCUCUUCUUAUGCGUGCUGCACAUCGCCGUCUUUCACACUUUCAUGCUUUCGCGCCCAACAGCUGGUUACGGCCGCCGUGUGACAGCGGAAUGCUGAUGUUUAGGAUCCAAGUGGCUUUUGGCUCAAGGCAUUUUUCUUUUUUUUUCUUUUUUCUUUUUGUGCAUGCAACAGCAAGCAAGGGACACUCCUUCCAUCGUUGAUUCAC
Molecule: messenger RNA, 341 nt
Organism: Gamsiella multidivaricata
Lineage: Eukaryota; Fungi; Mortierellomycota; Mortierellomycetes; Mortierellales; Mortierellaceae
Exons: 1
Coding region: 4-336 (110 amino acids)
Source: RefSeq, a predicted model, not a curated record